This is a messenger RNA of Effrenium voratum, 6261 nucleotides long. Lineage: Eukaryota; Dinophyceae; Suessiales; Symbiodiniaceae. The record is from the annotation of a GenBank genome assembly.
AUGACGGCAUUGACCUUGACCCAGCAAUCCGUCAAGCAGCGUCCUGACCACUUGGCAGUGAGCUACCUCACGCUGGAGCGCACCGUGGGCUGGCUGACCUACCGGCAGGUAUGGUAUCUUGCUGGGCUGAUCGCUCGUUGCCUCGGCGGCAGCGUCUUGGCAGUGGCCAUCGACGAUGGUCCCUACCUGGCAUUGGCAGAGCUUGCUGGCUGGCGCAGGGGCAUGGUCCUGGUGCCCUUGGAUCCGCACGACCCCGUGGCGCGGCUGCGGCACGUGGCCGCCGAAGCGGGGGCCUCCUGCAUCGUGACCAAAGACUGGGGCGAUGCAAAGAAGUUGGCAGAUGCUGCUGAGGUGGAAGUCAUCGAUCUGAGCCUGGCAGUGCCCCUAUCCGAGCUCUCAGAGCAGGAGCUGCAGGAGCCGCAUGAGCAGGACCCGGAGCCGGAGUGUGACCCCGAAUCCGUUGCAUACAUGUGGUUCACGAGCGGCUCAACGGGGCAACCCAAGGGGGUCUUGAUAUCUCACCGAGCUUUCAGAAACUGGUGUGUAGUCAAAAACCCACCUCAGCGCAUUACAGAGAAAAGCGUCGUGCUGAUUGCAUCCGCGUCCACGUUCGAUCCAUCCAUUGGUGACAUCUUCGCGACCUGGGCCGUGGGUGGCACUGUGGCAGUGGCGCCUCGCAUGCUUUUCUUCGCCAACCUCGGGUGGGCCCUUGAGCGACUGGCCGUGACGCAUGUGACCUGCACGCCCUCUCUGUGGCAGUCCCUGGAGCCAGGGCCGCUCGAUCUCACCGGACUCACCGUGUGCCUGGGUGGCGAGCGAGCGCCGCAGCCCUUGCUGGACCAUUGGGCACCCAAGCUGACGCUGCUGAACACCUACGGCACAACGGAGUGCACCGUUUGGCAGACGCUGCGGCGCAUGAACUUGGGGGACACGGCAACCCUGGUGGGCCGCCCCUACGAGGGAAAUGAGAUUGGGAUCCUGGAGCGUGAUGGCACUACUGCAAUGCCGGCUGGGGAAGUGGGUGAAAUCGUGCAAGGUGGGGUUCAAGUUGGGAUCGGCUACUACCGGCGUCCAGAGCUGACCGCCCAGAAGUUCCCCGAGCUGCAGGGCAAGCGCUGGUACCGCACCGGCGACGGUGGCCGCCUGCGGGGCUCGCGGGAGCAGUCGGAUUUGGAGCUGGAGGUGGUCGGCCGCUUUGAUAGCCAGGUGAAGAUCCGGGGCAUGCGCGUGGAGUUGGGAGAAAUCGAGGCAGGUGUCGUCAAGUCCUCUGCUGGCUUACUCAGCAACUGCGCGGUCAAGCUCCGAGACACCUUCUUGGUGGCCUACUGUCAGGUUUCCUCAGCUGCGGCUGUCAUGAUGCACGAGCCAUACUGUAUUCUUCCCGUGGUGAGCGACUUUCUGUUGCAGCGAGCCUCCCACGAGCUGCCCCGGCAUAUGCUGCCCAGCAAGUUCGUGCUGAUGCAGAGGCUGCCUUUGACUCCCAACGGGAAGGUGGAUGGCAAGUCGUUGCCGGAAGCAGUCGACUGUGUCUCCACUUCAUCUGCACCACUUACCAGCUUGGAGCGGGUGGUUGCGGGAGUGUGGGAGGAAGUUCUGGGCCGAAAAGGAGUUGGUCCGAAUGACCACUUCCUGGCUUUGGGUGGCCACUCCAUGUCGGUCCUCCAGGUGUCACGGCGGCUGUUGAAGUUGGCUGCCGCGACUGGCCAGGACGUGAGCCCCGCCAGUGCCUGGGGCAUUUUGUUGUCGCCGGAGAAGCUGAUCCACUCCCCACGCCUGCGGCUCUACUGCCAGAUGCUGGCGCGGGGCGGUGUUCGCUUCUGGGAUUCUGCGGAGGCUGCUGAGCCUGUGAAGGAGGAAGAUGCGGCAGACCUGCGCAUCAACUACAUCAAGCACAAGGUCAAGCGAGAUGUGGAGCUGGAUCACGCUGCGUGGGAGCAGGUGCCGCAAGGCGGAGCUGGGCUGAUGCUUUGUCGGGCAGCUGAGGUGGGGCUGCUGCCGCUUCUGCAGCUGUUGUUGGCUGAGGCCCCGGUGGAAGGCACGCUGGAGGGCGAAUACGGCAGACACGGCUCCACACCGCUGAUAUUGGCGGUGAUGGGCAAUCAUGUGUGCUGCGCUGAAGAGCUGCUGAGCCAUUCUGCAGCUCCGGACCAAAGAGAUGCCCACGGCGCGCCGGUGCUGCACAAAGCGGCGGAACGCUGCGGGGAGCGCAUGGUGUCGUUGCUGCUGGAGGCACGGGCAGAGGUGGAGGCCGUGGACACAGCCACCCGCAGCACAGCGUUGCACGCUGCAGCAAAGGCGGGCAACGUGGCUACUCUGGGUGAGCUCCUGCGACGCUCGGCCAGCACAGCUUGGCUGGACCGCUGGAAUCGCACGGCCCUGCAUUGGGCGAUUUUCCAUGGGCACGUGGAGAUCUCCGAGGCUUUGCUGCAAGCUGGCGCAGAGCUGUCGGGCACGCUCGGGGAACAGGGCGGGCGCAUCCUGAUGGCGCCGAAGCCUUGUGGAAAUCUGCCGCGCCGGGUGUCCAAACAGGUCAGUGCGUUCGUGACACCCGCAGCUUUGGCCAAAGAGCUCUUUUCUGACGGCCCCAUGCUCGAGCUCCUUGCGGGAUAUGUCGAGAGCCAGCGGGAUGCACCUGAAGCUGAGCCACGGCCAGCGAGCGGCGAUGCAGAGUCGAAGAAAGGCCGCAUGCGUCAGCAGGGAAUGGGCAGUCGGCCUCGCAGAGAGCCUCCCGGCCAAGCCGAGCCGCCGCUCCCACAGUUGCUUCUCUUGCAGGGUUUUAGCCAUGCACCGGCUGCCAGGCCACAACUGACCCCAGAGGAGGAGGAGACUUUGCACCGUGAAAUUCUGAAAUGUGAAGCUGAGCGGCGCGGUUUUCAGGAGCAACAGCGGCAGCAGGAGGCGGGAAGCUCGGGAAGCUCGGGAAGCUCGGCCAUUUGGCAGAUCUGUGCACCCGAGCGGCCCGAGCGUGAGGAGCGGCGCCGCCAGGAGGAGGCGCCGGCCAUCACCGGCCUCUCCCAAACGCAAAGUCCGCUCGCAGGUCCUGGCACGGCUCCAGGCGUGUGGCUGCGUUUGCGCCGGCGUCGCGGGCCCGAGUCUCAGAGUCUCAGAGCUCCCAGCCUGGUGCGCUCGGGUGCGCUUGCAGAUGCCUGCCGACGCGCCCCACGGGUAGCCAAGGGCAAUGGCGAGUCCGUCCCCAUGAUGAGUUGGACGGGGCAUAAUGUUGCGUUCCAGGCCAGCCGAAAUCUGGCAGCCAGGCGCUUCCUCGCUGGCACGCCUGCGCAGGGAGCACAGCUGCCAGCGGCUGCCAGCCUGCGCCGUUCGAGCCACGCCAGCCAUAAGGCAGCUGCGCUGGGCGAGGGGCGCGUGCUCGUGGUCGGAGGGUUCGACGAGUUCGGGCUGCCGCAGAAGACCACAGAGAUUGUGGACUUCGUGACAGGCUUUGUUGAGCCCGGCCCGACUCUGCUGCGGUCCUUGCCCAGGGCUGGGGCUGCGGCUGUGGCCUUGCCUCUGCCGGAGCUGGAUCCAGAGCCCAUCCCUCAGACGGUCCUGGUGGUUGGCGGAUACGGCCCAGAUGCCGGCAAGAGCUGUGAAGUACUGGACCUGCAGGCAGGAGAUGCGCUCACACCCGGGACCGCAGCUCUUGACACGGCGCGCAUGCUGCGUAGCUGCGAUGCCUGGUACGGCGACAGUGAGGUGCUGAUUGCGGGCGGGCCUGGUGUGAGCAGCACCGAGCUCAUCAACCUCUACGACCUGAAGCCCACGGCCACGGCAGAGCCGAACUUCCAGGACAGGAUGGGCCAGGCUCGAGGUGAGCGCAGCCCUCGUCGGGAUGCAAAUGAGAAGAUCAUCGAUGGCCGUCGCAUUGCUGCAGCCCUUUGUCGGGAUGUGAGGACAGCAGCGGGGGAGCUCCAGAGCAAGUACGGCAUCACCCCUGGCCUGGCCAUCAUCGAGGUGGGGAACCACAACUACGGGCAGCUGCUGGACUGCUUCAGCACCUUGGACGGCCCGGAGAAGCUGGAGGAGCACAAGGCCGACAAGGCGGACAAGGAGCACAAGGCGAGCUUCUCGAACUACGGGGAGCUGAAGGCCAAGAUGGCGGAGCGCUGCGGCCUGCACGCCCAGAUCCUGCGCUUCAGCGAGACGGUGAGCCAGGCGCGGCUGCUGAGGAUCAUCGGCGGCCUCAUGGCGGACGACUGCAUCCACGGGAUUCUGGUGGAGCUGCCGCUGCCGCAGCACCUCAACGAGAUGGAGAUUAUGCAGGCCAUCGGCCCCUCAAAAGACGUGGAUGGCCUGGCCUUCGCGAAUCUGGGCCGCUUGCUGGCGAGCGGGGGGUACCAGUCUGGCGCCGAGCCUUACAGCCGUCCGACUGUGCCUAUGGGUGUUGUGGAGUUGCUGCUGCGGUCGAAGGUGGACCUCUACGGGAAGCAUGCAGUGGUGCUCGGGCGCUCCAUUACGGUGGGCGCCCCCAUCGCGACGCUUCUGAUGGCACAUGACUGCACUGUCACCAGCUGCCACAGCCAGACGCCUGGGCUGCAGGACCAUAUUGGCCGAGCAGACAUCCUGGUGUCUUGUGCUGGCCGGCCAGGAUUUGUGAAGGGCCAGUGGUUAAAGCCAGGAGCUGUCGUGAUUGACGUCGGGAUGAAUGUGGUUGCAGAUGCGGCGAAGGGGACCCCGCGCAUCGUGGGGGACGUGUGCUUCGAUGAUGCGGUGAAGGUGGCGUCCAAGAUCACCCCGGUACCGGGGGGCAUGGGUCACAUCUCCUUUGCGAUCUUGCUGCGCAACGUGCUGAACCUGGCCCGCACGGCGGCCUCUUUGACGCGUCUGGGCAUCGGGCCUUCGGGCCACGAGAUGUUCCGCUGCGCGGACCGGCUGCGCUUCCCGGAUCUGGGGCUCAAGGUGCCGCGGGUGCUGCUGCCCCGGGCCGGGCUGGACCUCAGCAAGUGGUGCGUCAUCGCCUGCGACCAGUACACCUCGCAGCCAAAGUACUGGAAAGAGGUGAAGGACUUGGUGAAGGAUGCCCCCUCCACGCUGAACCUCAUCUUCCCAGAGGUGUACCUGGGCGACCAAAAGGCCAACCAGCAGAUCAUCCGAGGCAUCCGGGACAAGAUGUAUGAGUACGACCGGGACCGGAUCCUGGUACCACAGCACCCCGGCUUUGUGCUCAUCGACCGGAAGACGCCUCACGUGGCUAGCCGCAAGGGUCUCUUGGUGGCGCUGGACUUGGACAUGUACAGCUUCGAGAAGAACUCCCAGACUUUGAUCCGACCCACCGAGAAGACGAUCCCCGAUCGGCUCCCGCCCCGCAUUGCCAUCCGCGAGCAAUCCCCACUGGAGCUGCCCCACAUCCUGGUGUUGGUGGACGAUCCUCAGCAGACGGUGAUCGAGCCGUUGAUGGCACGUGCCGACACCUUCCCCAAACUCUACGACUUUGAGCUGAUGAAGGGCAGUGGCCAUCUCAAGGGCUGGCAUGUGGCAAUGAGCGAUGCCGUGGAUGGUGUCGUUUCAGCUUUGCGCAAGCUGGCAUCGCCGGAGAACUUCAAGAAAAAGUAUGGCGCAACGGAUGACCAUGGCGUCAUCCUUUUCCCAGUGGGUGAUGGCAACCACUCAUUGGCGACAGCGAAGCAGUGCUGGGAGAACCUGAAGCGGAAGGGGGCGGAUCCGGAGACGCACCCGGCGCGGCACGCGCUGGUGGAGCUGGUGAACAUCCACGACCCCGGCAUGACCUUCGAGCCCAUCCACCGCCUGGUCUUCAACGUGGACGUGGACGCGGCGCUUUCGAACCUGCAGAGCUGCUUGCAGCAGAGCGGCUGCCCGGUGCAGGUGCUGGAGGGCGCCAGCCUGGCCAGCACGCCGGCGCAGCCGGGCACUCACCACAUCGAGUUCCGGUCCCAGAAGCGGAGGGGCGUGCUGGCCGUGAAGGCCCGAAUGGUGCUGGAGGCGGCCACGCUCACCGCCUGGUUGGACCCCUACUUGGCCCAGAACCCUGCGGCCUCCGUGGACUACGUGCACGGGGAGGAGGUCAUCACAGAGAAGACCCAGGACAAGUCCACCUUGGCCUUCCUGCUGCCCAUCAUGGACAAGAACGACCUGGUGAAGACUGUGGUAAAAGAGGGGGUGCUCCCUCGCAAGACCUUCUCCAUGGGCGCGGCAGAUGAGAAGCGCUUCUACUUCGAGUGCCAGCGCAUCGUGCCGGAGUUCACUUUCUUCAAAUCCGACUUCUUCCGGCGCGGCAGUGUGUCAGUUCCUCUUAGUGAGAAGUGA